AUGCCAGAUGACAAGACCCCUGACAUCACCUCAAUCAGAACAUUAAGACAGAAGAGAUCUUCCAGCAUCCCUGGUGCUAGCUCCAACCUGAAAUGGGUGUAUAGGCGUUCCGGUCAUCAUCUCCCUGACGGAUCUGUGAUAUAUCACAACACCUAUGACAAUCGCUAUGACUACAUCUGCAGAUGCCGUUGCUCAGCUGGUUACCACGCCAAAGGAAGUAACACGUGCGUGACCACUGGUGGCGGAGACCGUAAAUGCACCUCCUUUUAUGUCCUAGUGAACAAAGACAACUUUGAGUAUUUGGAUUGGAAGGAUGGCUCCGAUGGUUCAGUGCCUAAGAAUUCAAUCAAGAGCUGCCCCAAUGGUAAAACAUAUGUUGGGAAGAACGAAUAUGGUCUUGGAAUGGUGUAUGUUCCAGACAAGUGCUUAUACCUUCCCUGGGGAGAGUCUCGCUCACAACCAAAUGACUCCAUACUGGACCCAGCGCCAGAGGACAGGACGGCUGACAUCACCUCGGACAGAACAACAGAUGAAUUUCCUCUGUCUUCUCCUACCCUGAGACAGAAGAGAGGUGCCAGUAAUGACUAUAACCCGAUUCCUAACUCCAACUUGAGAUGGGUGUACAGGCGUUCUGGUAGUCGUCUCCCUGCCGGAACUGUGUAUUACGGCAACUGGUACACACAUCGUCGUGACUAUAUUUGCCAUUGUCGUUGUGCAGCAGGUUUCCACGCUGCAGGAAGUAAUACGUGCAAAUAUGCGUAUGGUUUCAAAGAACAUACAUGCACUAACUUUUAUCUCCUGGUGAACAAAGACAAUUUUGAGCUUUUUGAGUUUAAGUCCGGUUCCUAUGGUUCAGUGCCUAAGGAUGCAAUCAGGACCUGCCGUAAUGUUAACAUAUUUGUUGGGAAGAACAAGUAUGGUCUUGGGAAGGUGGAUGUCAGAAAUAAGUCCUUCUAUCUUCCCUGGGAAGGUUGGGAGUACAAGUACAGGUAUUACGAUGUCCUGGUCAUGAGCAGGAAAGUUAAGUCAGACCGCAUUUCUGAUGUCAAGUACAACUUUAAAGCAGCUAAAAAAAUUAGUCAUCCUCCAGAGGUCAUGACCAAGGCUUCCACUAGCAAUUACCAGUGUAGAACAGUUUCCAAAACAGUUCAUCUCUCAAAGGAGUAUUCAGAAGAGAAAAGGUGGGACAGUACCACUUCCAUCUCAGUUGGUGUUACAACCAGCUUCACUGGCAAAAUCCCAUUUGUUGGCGAGACAGGUAUUGAGGUCAGUGCUUCAGUAACAAAGGAUAUCUCCAAAGGCAGCAGCAUAAGCGUGUCGAAAAAUCUUGCUGUCGAUGUGUCGGUAACUGUCCCACCAAACCACUCCUGUGGUGUCAAAAUUAUGGGACAUAGGUACACAACAAAAGUCCCAUACACAGCACGCCUCUCCCGCACAUACAAAAACGGGAAAGUCAAAUCAACAACCACCACUGGGACAUUCAAUGGUGUCAAUGUUGUAGAUUUCAGGUCUGUUGUAGAUCGCUGUGUCCCUCUUCCCCAUGCUCAUCCUUGCAAGUAA
Molecule: messenger RNA, 1560 nt
Organism: Scomber japonicus (chub mackerel)
Lineage: Eukaryota; Metazoa; Chordata; Actinopteri; Scombriformes; Scombridae
Product: natterin-3-like
Exons: 3
Coding region: 1-1560 (519 amino acids)
Source: RefSeq, a predicted model, not a curated record